This is a messenger RNA of Bufo gargarizans (Asiatic toad), 1108 nucleotides long. RefSeq lists its product as uncharacterized. The record is from RefSeq and is a predicted model, not a curated record. The transcript has 7 exons. The coding region runs from base 22 to 987 and encodes 321 amino acids. Lineage: Eukaryota; Metazoa; Chordata; Amphibia; Anura; Bufonidae.
CUUUUUGGGCUCUGAUUGUCCAUGAUUCCCUGUAGGCUGACCGUGAAUUCUGACAGCGUCGCCAAACAACUGGAAGCGACAAACCUCAUGGCGGGAGAAAUGAUGGAAGCUCAGAAUGCCACACUCCAGUCGCAGGAGGAGAUCCUACGCAACGGGCACCUGCUGAAGGAGACCCUCCAGGAGUCCACGAUGGGAGUGAGACAAGCUUUCCAUGAAAUGCAGCAGUCGGCCAGCGAGCAGCGCCUGCUCUUCUCCGAAAUCUUUAACAGAAUCACCUACCUGCACCAGUUUGUGGUGGGAGAGUCGAAUACCCUCUACUCCUUCCUGUACAACCUCAUGGGCUGUGGUGCAGUGUUCCUGGUGACCUCCACUCAGCGCACAGCUGGCGCCAGGCUGGUUCUGUUUGGUCUGGUGGCUGCCAACAUCUAUACAGAGAGGAUGAUCUGCUCCUAUAUCUUGGGAGGCUCUCGGCCCAGCUAUGACCAGACGGAGAGCGUCGCCUUCUGGAUUGGGAUAGCAAGAAAGAUCUCCAUUUCCCUUGGGUUACUGGUUCUUCUUUAUGUCUUCGUAACACAUCGGGAUAUUCAGAAGCAGAGCUUGGAGGUGCUCCAUGGACUUCAGGAGACUAAAGCUGAGCUGCAGAGCAUUAUACGGGAAGCCGAAAAGCUGCUCAACAAACCCGAGAGUUCCCAAGAGAAGUUUCUACUGAAGGAAGACUUGAUCUUUGGAGAUUCUGGGAUUCCCGAUCCUUCCUUUAUUCAGGAACUUCCCCAGGGUGACAGCCUGAGGGACUCCAUGUAUAGCGUACAACUGGCACAAAUUACAAGCACGCCAAGAAGAAGAGUUCGCUCCCGUUCACGCAGCAGCAGCCGCAGAAGGAGCUCUAGACCGUCGGAGCCGGCGGUAUACAAUGUCCCGGUAACACAGCCAAUGACUCCACGUUACAACCUGCGCAGCGGAGCUUCGAUGAACCAUUCUGAAAUGUAAACUGCGUGGCCCCUGGCCUGUCUGAUUCCCACCCAGCACUUAGUGUGACGAUUUCCGCUUCCAAUGUGCAAGACGUCUUGAACCAUUUUAAACUUUCAUAUUAAAUAAAUUUAUAUUUAUA